Molecule: messenger RNA, 1210 nt
Organism: Anarrhichthys ocellatus (wolf-eel)
Lineage: Eukaryota; Metazoa; Chordata; Actinopteri; Perciformes; Anarhichadidae
Product: AN1-type zinc finger protein 3-like
Exons: 6
Coding region: 284-1048 (254 amino acids)
Molecular function (GO): DNA binding; zinc ion binding
Source: RefSeq, a predicted model, not a curated record
CUCCAGCUGAUCGGCCCAGGAUUCCCCGGUGCCUCUGCCCGUCGUUGGCUUUGCCGGCUCCAGUGAUUCAACGCCGAUUUAAACUGUUAUAAUUCUACGGAGUCAGUGGCCGCUCGUGUCGGCAAACCGUUCCUCGUCCAGUGAAACGUUUGAAGGAUAAUCUGGCCGGGGCAUUGACUCUGUACUUGUCACAGCCCAGGGGGAUCUGAACACAAAUACGAGGCCCUCACUCCAAACCCCGGAUUCACCUGCUAACGCGGAGAGCCUCACACGAAAGACCGACAUGGGGGACACCGGGAGCGAGGGCAGCAAGCCACCGAGUAACGUUAACGUUGUACCCCCGCGCUGCCCCUGUGGUUUCUGGGGAUCGAGCAAAGCUAUGAAUCUCUGCUCAAAAUGUUUCACAGACAUUCAGAAGAAACAGCCAGACGAUGAUUGUGCCCCAAAGGCCUCCUCAAGCUCCAGCAGCAAGCAAGCAGACAUCUUCUGUACUGAAACAAACGGCAGCAUUGGUCAGUCACUGAUGUCGAUGCCUAACUCCUCAGAAGACCCUUUGCCAGGAGAGACGGGAGCGCCAUCUCUACCUGCUCAGGACGAAGUAUCCAGCACAGACACAGUCUUCAGUUCACUCUCCACUCCCACAAAACGUUCCUUUGAAUCAGCCUCGGAGUCGGAAAGUGACGUUUCACCCGAGAAGAGAGCAAGAGUGGGUGACGUGCCAGAGGGUGAAGAGUCUUCAUCGUCAUCUUUGUCUGCAUCAUCAUCAUCAUCAUCAUCAUCAUCAUCCUCCUCCUCGUCCCGCAGUGGCUCUAAACAGCGGAGCCGCAAACGUUGCCAUCGCUGCCAAACCAAACUGGAGCUGGUUCAGCAAGAGCUGGGUUCCUGUCGCUGUGGUUAUGUCUUCUGUAUGCUCCAUCGGCUUCCCGAGCAGCACGAGUGUCUGUUUGACCACCUGGGCCGUGGUCGCCAGGAGGCGGUCCUGAAGAUGGUCAAGCUCGACCGCAAGGUGGGCCGCUCGUGCCAGCGCAUCGGAGAAGAGUGCUCCUGAGCGGCUGCUCCCUGAGAAGAAUCUCAGUGUUCAGACGGUGUCUUAGCACCGACAGGGAUUUGACUUUUUUUUAAAUUUUGUUUUCUUCUCAUUUUGUUUUUCAAGAUUUUUGCAGGUUUUUUGGAUACAAACCUCCACCCUUUCUUUUAAGUUAUGCUUGCU